CCUAUUCCUUGCAUCACCUGUUUGUUUACUCCAACCCUCUUUAAAAUCAUACCCUCUCUCUCUCAACCCUCUCAGGGACUUUCUUUAACCAUCCCAACUCUCCCUUUCUCUCUCUAAAAAUGAAGAACAAUAUUGGAAACAACACAAAGCUAAUCCUCCUCCACCCCUACAUCCAAAAACAAGGCAGCUCAAACCGCCUAUACCUUCUAGCCUUCAUUUCAUUCUUCACAUUAGCCUUCCUUCUAACCCUAAUCUACACCAGAGACUCCAUAGCCACCACCGUCACAGCUGCCGCCACCUCAGUCGCCACCGCCACCACAAACACACCGCCACUGUCGAAAGCCGUCAUGAAGGCACUCCUCCACUAUGCCUCCACCUCCAACACCACCGAAGGCAUGUCCUACACCGACAUGAAACCCAUCUCCGACGUCCUCCGCCAGUGCUCCUCCCCCUGCAACUUCCUCGUCUUCGGCCUCACCCCCGAAACUCUCCUCUGGAAAGCACUCAACCACCAUGGCCGCACCGUCUUCAUCGAUGAAAACCGGUACUAUGCGGCGUACAUGGAGGAAAAGCACCCGGAGAUCGAGGCAUACGACGUGCAAUACACGACAAAGAUGAGCGAAAUGAAGGAGCUGAUAGCAACAGUGAGAGAACAAGUGCGGAAUGAGUGCAGGCCAGUGCAGAACCUUCUGUUCUCGGACUGCAAGCUCGGCCUAAACGACCUUCCGAACCAAUUAUACGAAAUAGACUGGGAUGUCAUACUAGUUGAUGGGCCGAGAGGUUACUGGCCAGACGCACCUGGGCGUAUGGCGGCAAUCUUCACCGCCAGCGUACUCGCGAGGAGCAAAAAGGGUAACGGCGGAGCCAAGACACAUGUUUUUGUGCAUGAUUUUAAUAGGGAGGUGGAUAGGGUUACUAGUGAUGAGUUUUUGUGCAAAGAAAAUUUGGUGAAGUCAUCAAAGGACAUGCUUGGCCACUUCGUUGUGGAGAGAAUGGAUGAGAAUAGCUUCCAAUUCUGUAAGAGCCAUACGACGUCGUUGUCGUCAUGAUCAUCACCUUCAUUAAUUAUCUUGAUCGUUUUGUCUUAUUUUAUAUAUGUUCAUAUAUCAUUUGUAAUCGGUACUGUGGUCAAAUUAUACAAAGAGUUCGAUUUUAUUAUUUAUCAUCAAUUUGGUUUUUUGGCUUUAUUUUUUUUAAGGUUGUGGGGUUGAAAAUGUAAUUAUAAUGUCUUUGGCAAUGGUAAAUCUCUCCAAUAAGAGAAGAGAAUUAUUCAA
Molecule: messenger RNA, 1274 nt
Organism: Camellia sinensis
Lineage: Eukaryota; Viridiplantae; Streptophyta; Magnoliopsida; Ericales; Theaceae
Product: protein IRX15-LIKE
Biological process (GO): xylan biosynthetic process
Source: RefSeq, a predicted model, not a curated record